This is a messenger RNA of Penicillium subrubescens, 1026 nucleotides long. RefSeq names its product phosphatidylinositol phosphate kinase family protein. Gene Ontology annotation, molecular function: phosphatidylinositol kinase activity. Gene Ontology annotation, biological process: phosphatidylinositol metabolic process. Bases 1 to 1026 code for a protein of 341 amino acids. The record is from RefSeq and is a predicted model, not a curated record. NCBI's taxonomy places the organism in Eukaryota, Fungi, Ascomycota, Eurotiomycetes, Eurotiales, Aspergillaceae. The transcript is spliced from 2 exons.
AUGGGGAAAAGUCGUCGCCAGUCGGCGCUGACCCACUCCAUCCAGGCUGGAUUACUCCGCGACCCAGACCGUUUCAAGAAAACAACCUGGGGACAUUUGAUCGCAUUUUUCACACUCUAUCGAAUCAAACUCAUUCGAUUCGAGGAGGAGCUUUUUGCUAGGCUUCGUCAAGAAAUCUGGCACUUCAAUGAAAAUGAAUACCAGGCCAGCUUUCGCACGACAAGUGGUCAGCCGCCGCUGAAAUCGAUGGGUGAUUUGGGAUAUUCGGGCUCGACAUUUUUCGGCACUUGCGACGGGCACUAUGUUAUCAAAAGCCUUCCACGACACUUCGAGUACACCUUUUUCCAAUCCGAUCUCCUCCAGCCAUAUCAUGAUUAUAUGCGUGACCACCCGGAUUCUAUACUGGUCUGGAUAACCGACUACCUCAUCUCUCCAUACGUGACCCUCGGCACAAUAUUUGGCUGCACCCCUGCGCAUCACAUCAUCAUGGAGAACAUCCUCUGCGGCAAAGCGGACGAUCCUGCAGGUCAGCGUUGGGAGACAUAUGACCUCAAACCAAUCGACUAUUUCUACCCGGAGCGCGACUUGUUGCCCGAAGUACUCGUCAGCGAAGCCACCUUGGACAAGCUGGCAGAUACUUUCAAUGACAAGCUACAUCUGUGGAGAAACGACUAUGAGAAGUUCAUACAGGCCAUGAAGGAGGAUACAAAGUUUCUGGAAGAUGCGAAUGCAGUCGACUACUCUCUCUUCCUGGUACGGUUACCAGCUACCUCAAGCCCAGAGGUACUGGGGAGACAAAGUCCCUGGCGAGCAGGCCUGCCCUCGGCGGAUGGUAAAUGGAAAUACAGGGCUGUGAUACUCGAUUUCUUCUGGGCUCGACAUAAGCUACGUGCACAGGCUUUGUCGGGAGUGGUGCAAACAUUCAAUGUCAUUGGGAGGAAGGGUCAUAUGUCUAUUACGACUACGGCGACAGAUUAUCGUCAGAAGUUUUUGGAAAUGGUGCAGGAAAUGAUCGAAAUUCAUUGA